UUCAUUCCCUUUUCAGUAGUCGUACGGAGCAGAGCUCCGAAACAAAAUUAUUUCAACAACAAAAAAAUUUAAAAAAUUUAAAAAUUUCAAAAAUCGACAGUGAUGCCUUUUAGCGGUAAUGUUUUGCCCGCCGAUGCACCGGCCUCACGCAUUUCCGCCGGUGGAUCUGGUGCUGGAACUGUAAGCGGAGGUGGAGAUGGCACUGAUUUCUCCAGACCGAACUCAGCAGCCCGUGCGCACCCCCAAUUGUUGGAUGAGGGAGCCGCACCGCCUGUGACCUGCCGCAAGCCGCGAAUGGAUCUCAACUCGCUGCCAGUGCGCCAGUAUCUCGACCAGACGGUGGCCCCCAUCCUGCUGAACGGACUGCAAGCUUUGGCCAAGGAUAGGCCCGAGGAUCCGGUCAGCUACCUGGCCGCCUAUCUGAUGAAGAACAAGAACCGCUGCGACGAGAUGAACCCAGAGUUCAUGUAAACCACACACUACACUAUUAUCUAUAGAAUUCACAGUUACAAGUACACAAAAGCCGAUUGCCCCUGGCCUCCAACCGCACACAUAAUACACCAUUGACUUCUAAAUGCAACCAACACACCGGGAAGGUCCCAGUCUCCAGCCAAUCACACAUAAAUAGUUUUAAUUAAUGUUAAGUGUCCCCAAAAUGACGAACACAUUUAUUUGUCCACGACUGCUAUUCGUCGAUUUUAUAGACCAUUGACUUCUAAAUGCAACCAACACACCGGGAAGGUCCCAGUCUCCAGCCAAUCACACAUAAAUAGUUUUAAUUAAUGUUAAGUGUCCCCAAAAUGACGAACACAUUUAUUUGUCGACGACUGCUAUUCGUCGAUUUUAUAGACCAUUGACUUCUAAAUGCAACCAACACACCGGGAAGGUCCCAGUCUCCAGCCAAUCACACAUAAAUAGUUUUAAUUAAUGUUAAGUGUCCCCAAAAUGACGAACACAUUUAUUUGUCCACGACUGCUAUUCGUCGAUUUUAUAGACCAUUGACUUGUACACAAUUUAUCGCUGAUUAAACAAUUGUUAAACACUCACCAGACA
This is a messenger RNA of Drosophila miranda, 1053 nucleotides long. Its product is annotated as protein dpy-30 homolog. NCBI's taxonomy places the organism in Eukaryota, Metazoa, Arthropoda, Insecta, Diptera, Drosophilidae. The transcript is spliced from 3 exons. The record is from RefSeq and is a predicted model, not a curated record. The coding region runs from base 103 to 471 and encodes 122 amino acids. Gene Ontology annotation, cellular component: Set1C/COMPASS complex.